This is a messenger RNA of Lingula anatina, 3101 nucleotides long. RefSeq names its product dynein axonemal assembly factor 5-like. Gene Ontology annotation, molecular function: dynein intermediate chain binding. Gene Ontology annotation, biological process: cilium movement; inner dynein arm assembly; outer dynein arm assembly. Gene Ontology annotation, cellular component: cytoplasm. NCBI's taxonomy places the organism in Eukaryota, Metazoa, Brachiopoda, Lingulata, Lingulida, Lingulidae. The record is from RefSeq and is a predicted model, not a curated record.
AUCAUCUUUGCCCGAGCCUCGUCUUAAAUUUAAAUUUACUUGUUGACGGAACAAAGCAACGAGGCCAAAGUUUGGAUACUGUCAAAGAAAAAAGGCGUUGCGACCAACAAAGAUGGCGGACGGCGUGCAAACUCAAGCUAGUGAAGUUUUACAAUCGAUUGCUCGUCAUAUAAACAGUCUAUCCGAGAACAGUAAAAUGACUAGAAGAAGAGCGUUGGAAGGUAUUCAAAAGGAAACGUUUGGGAGGAAGCCGGAACUAGACAGUGGCGUUUUAGAAGAAGUAUUCAGUGAUACCUUCAAACAUUUACUAAAAAUUGUGUCGGACCCAGUGGAAAAAUGUAGAGAACUUGGUAUUAGUUUGAUUCGUGAAUAUUUCACUUUUGUGCAGGGAUCACUGAGUAAUUUACCAUAUUUGAUGCCAGUACUUGUGCAACGACUUGGGCAGCAAGAAAUAGUCGAACCAUCAGAAGAAAUCCGCCUUCAGUUGGUAGAAAUAUGUACAUUACUUGUUGAAAAAUCCAAAAAGAAAAUCGCUCCAUAUUUGGAUGAUAUGAUUAAGAUAUUGAUAAGAACUUUAAUGGACCCUUACCCAGAAGUAAAGAAGGAAAGUUGCAAAUGUUCAAUAAUUUUAGCAGAAACCAUUCCCGAACAUUUCCACAUGCAGUCUGAAUCUUUGAUCAAACCUCUGCUCCAAAAUAUAAUUCACCAACACUCAAAAGUAAGAGUAUCAGUCAUUGAAGCCAUAGGUGCUGUAAUCCAAAACGGCAAUAAUAAGUCAGUUGAAGAUGUGGUCUCUCAUUUUGCUCAGAGAAUGUUUGACCAGUCCCCACAAGUAAGGAAAGCAGUUACAUUGGUUGUUGGCAACUGGUGUCUGCACCUUUUGGAUCGAUACUCCUUUUUCCCCAAACUGAUUCCCCUCCUUCUGACCAGUGUUACAGAUGAGUUGCCAGAGAUUCGCGAAAUGGCUGAUUCAUUUUGGCAUGAUACGGGUAUAAAAUAUUACAAAGAAAAUGAGGAAGAAUUAAAAGACAAAGAAGAUUUUGCCCAACCGGAUCCAGCACAUUACCCAAGUGGUGUUGAAAGACCAAACCUGGGGUGCAGAACACUAAUUUACAGACAUCUGUCAAAGAUCCUUCCUGCCCUUAUUCGAGAUAUGGGAGACUGGGUUGUUGCUACAAGGAUUAAAUCAGCUCAGUUGAUGACUACACUGAUAGUGAAUGCAGAGGACUGCAUGACUCAACACAUGGCAGUUCUGCUGCCAGGUCUUCACAAAGCUUGUUCUGAUGAGGAAAAAGAGGUGGUGAAGAAUGUUGGUAGGGCUGCUGAGUUGGUAGGUUACUUUGUAGAGCCUGAAGUCUGGUGUAAGCUGGUCUUGGGGGCUAUCAAGAGUUCACCAGGCUAUGGUCAACUGAUGGUUCUUGCUAACAUUAUCAGAGGUUCACAAAGGGAGCUGCUGAAACCAAAGCUGGAGGACAUCUGCAGUGUGUUGUCACAUCCUGAUACCUGUAGAACUGUACAGACUGAAGUCCAGUCCCAGUUGCUGUCCUGUGUGUUGUCCAUCUCUCAGGUUUGUCAGGAGGACUGUCCACCACAUGGUCAGCAGUUGUUUACAGUGCUGGUCACAUUGCUGGCUUUGACCAAUGAUGAUAGCAUAAGAUCUCAGAUGAGAGCUGUUUUGGAUAUCCUUGCAAAAACCCAUGGUCUGUCAUCAGGCCAAGAUUUAUACAGCCUGUACACAAAGCCUCUCCUUGAUACAUUCCAAGAUAACUAUGCAAUGUGGAAUAACUUCUCUGUGGAGAGAGCAAUAUUUGAUGCUUUGCUGGUCGAAUCAGGCCCAGUUGUAGGAGAGCUUUUAGAAGAUGUCAUCCCAAUCAUGGUUGCCAAUCUCAACCCAGAAAAAGACCCAGAGAUUCGACUCAAAUUUUUCUCCUUGCUCUCCCGGCUGAUGCUGAAUGCGGCAGGCACUCUGGACUCCCAGCAGAGAUUUGGUGACUUUGCAGUCACUGUGGUCAAGGAUAUGGUGAUUCCUAACUGUGUUUGGAAGGCUGGGAGGAUAGCAAGUGCAGUCAGAAAAACUGCUGUGUCAUGUCUUUGGGCUUUGCUGAAGAGUGGGGUGUUACCCAAGGAAAAGGUGGUCACAGUGAUGGAGGAGGUCCUGACACAAGUGGUCUCUACUCUAGAUGAUGAUGAUAAAUCUACCCGUCUCAUCACCUGUCGGGUUUUGAUGCACCUUUUCAACCUCCUGGGGACAAGCAUCGACCAAGACCGCCUGCACAACAUCUCCCCAGAGCUCAUCAAGAGGCUGGACGACAGUAGCGAUGAUAUACGUGUAGCCGUUUCCAAGACAUUCCUUUCUAUGCUAGAUUGCUUUGAGAAGCCUUACAAUGUGGAUUUAUACAGGGCACACCUUGAGUUCAUGUUUAAAGGAUUACUGGUGCACUUAGAUGACCCUGAAGCAAAUAUCCAGGAAGCUGUUUUAGAGGUUUUGAUGAAAGCAGCUAGUCUUCAACCAGCAAUGCUUGUGAAGGAAAUAGAAAGCGUGAAACACAAACACAGGACUCCUAAAUAUUGUGAUGCUCUGAUAGAGCACAUCCAGACCAAUCUUGCAGCUACAUAGGAAAAAUAAUGGACGCUGGGUCUCCAUUGAUUGUAGUUACAGUGAACCUGCACUUUGAGAAGACUUGUGGAGGGUGUACUGCUCACUAAUGACAAAGCUACUUAUGAACUGGACAGUCACAUCUGACUGACAUGGACUGUUUAUUUGAAAUGGUCUUCUGAUUCUUCUGUGCUUGAUAUAGUUAAGUAUGUUUGAUUAGUGAUAUUCACUGGAAACACUUUGCACCAUUUGAUACAAGCAAGAGUUCUGUGAUUCUUAUAUAUUGUCACAGAAUCGAUACUCUCAAUUAUCAAAAUUGAGUUGAAUUUCUUUUCAGUCAAUGAUAUUUUUGAGAGAUAUUUUGUAAGAGAUGAAUAAAAAUGCUUUGGAAAGUGCUAUUGGUGUAGGGUCAUCAACUUAGUAUUUUGUAUACACUGUGAUCAUAGAAAAAUAGUGUAAUGGUAGCUCUUAGAAGAUGUAUUUGAAAUUUUUUCAAGUAUUUUGU